UGCCCAGCACUGGUGCAUUUCGCGAAUUUUUCCCUCAUACAUACAUAACUUAUUUUUAACAUUUUUCGACGUGAUGUGCAUUUUCUCUCAUAGUUUUGUGCUUAACCAUGUAAAAUAUAAUUAGCCCCUAGUGUAUAAACAAUAAGAUUUAGUGCAAAUAAAGUAAACAUAAUGCCCGCAAAGUAUAUAAACCAUUAAUGUAAAAACGAUAUUCGAUUUCUUAUAAUUAACCACCCAAAACUGUUAAAUUAUAGUCACCCUAGAAAUUAGACGAGCGAUCAAGACAAGGACCUGAAGAAGCCACACAUGCAUGAGUGACCGACCGGAGGAGACCCCAAGAACCAGCCAGUAAACGAUGGCCGCCGAGAAGGAGAUGCAGGCCCACGACAUGGUGCGUCGUCGCAGUUGGGCCCGUGCCGUGGCGCUCUAUGACCAGCUGAUUUCGCCCAAUCCUGGCCAGGGUGGUCAGGGCGCGGGAUCGAGGGCCCAGAAGGACCAGCAGAUCGCCUGCCUCCUGGGACGAUGCGAGUGCCUCCUUGAGCUCGGAAAGUUCGAGGGCUGCCUGGCGGAUGCCUACAAGGUGCUCACGCUACUUUCCGAGCAAACCGAGUGCCUGGCCAGCGUGUCCAGGGCACGCCGAUGGCUCGUCCACGCCCUCUUCAAGAUGCACAAAUAUGGGGACGCUGAGAUCUUUCUGAGCAAGUGGAUCAACGAGCUGAGCGGCCAGCAGAUUUACUCGGACAUAUCCAAGACCCUCGAGCGCUACAAGUCCAUCAUCCAGAUGAUCAUGAAUGGGCAGCACAAGGCGCAGGCCCUAAAGAUCCCGCACGCCCGCCUCGAGGACGAGAUGGCCAUUCUGGACACCAAGCUGGAUCACUGGGCCACCAACAAUCUGCCGCUGGACAAGUACAGCAAGCUGCUCAGCAACAAGGGUUUGAAAAAGCGAGAGCAGCAGCAGCAACAGCAGCAGCAGCAACAACAACAACAGCAGCAGCAGCAGCAGCAACAACAGCAGAAUGGCAAUGGAAUCGGCAGCUAUGCAAGCAGCAGCAGCAGCUCCUCCACGGGUAGCAGCAGCACCAUGUCCAGCUCAAGCACUAGUCUCCACAAGACCAACGAUCUGCUGGCGGCCAUGAAGCUCACUGCCGGCAAGCACCAGACGGGAUCCGGUGACGGGUCGGGCUCGGAUCAGGGCGACCAGGCGGCCCCAUCCACCACCUGCAGCUACUGCACCAUCACCUUCCAGACGAGGAACGAGCUGCGACAGCACUGCCAGACCGAGGCCCACCAGAAGGUGAUCAUGAGCGAUGAGGGCCGUGACUGGAAGUGGCGUCCGCCGCCCCGUGGCUACACGCUGGACACCUAUUCCCUGUGCGAGACGUUUAGCGAGGCGCACACUUGCCACUACGGCGCCCAGUGCGUGGAGGCUCAUGGCCAGGAUGAGUUGAACGAGUGGAAGGAGCGUUUCGAGUACCGGCGAAUGCGGAUGCAGAAGGCCUGCGAGAAGGAGCUCUACGGCAAAUCGUACACGGAGCAAGUGUUAGAGCGAUGGAUCCAGGCCACGGCGCCAGAGCGAGUAAUGUGCGAGCGGGUACCGGAGAUGGAGGCGCGGUGUGAGCAGCAGUUGGUCACCAGCAUCAGUUCGAAGACCUCGAAGCGUGAGUGGCUCUUCCAGUUGGAGACGAAAAAGCCCCUUAAAGCGGUAGCCCUCCUUCAGGAUGCCCAUCGAAAUCACUUUGCUCUCAAGUCCAUCAAAAUGUGCAAGCCCACGGAGUCCUGCAUGGAGCUCAAAUCCGAUCAAGAGUGGGUAGCAACAGGCACUGCAGCUCAGACGGAGCCCUCCAGCGAUGACUCUGCCACUCUGACCCACGAAAUCACAGUUGAGUUUCACACGGAGAUCUAUGGAACCUUUCGCCAAGCCAUCUGCUUCGAUGUGGGCCAGGAACCUUUGCUCGUACGGCAUCUGUGCGUUGAUGUGUUGCCCGUGAAUGAUGCGGAGAAAAUCGAGGAGAUCAAGCGGGACAUUAUCAACAGUUCGGCCACCCGAUGGGAUGUGGCCAACACGCAGCUGACGCGUUUUGAAACCACCAUUGGCACCCAUCUGAAGACGGAGGCGUAUCUCAGCGACCUGGAGCAUGAGAGGGAGCUGCUGGAGAGGUAUCCGUGUCCAAGGGCAGCCACCUUUACAUUGACACAGUCUACCAUUGUGGAGAAGCGGUUGACGCAGAACAAUUACCGAUCCCGCAUCCAUGAGCUGUUGUCUGUGGAGGAGAUUGCCCGUUAUGAGCAGAUAGCAAGGUAUAAUGUGAGGACAAGGCUCACAGUGGCGUCGAAUUACAUCCUCACCCCAGCGGGAAUGGCUACCAGUACAGCCAAGUAUUCCCUGGCAGGUGAAUUGUUUGCACUCAUGCGUCUGGGCAAGGAUAUCUCGGAGGAUACAUCCCCCGGACGAUUGAUUCUCUCCAACUGCAGCAGUGUGUAUAUCUCAAAGCCCGAGGAACCGGAUUCCAAAUCAGAUCCAAGUAAUCGUGCAGUUUACGAGGCGUUGAUCGAGGACAAAGGCAAGAAUGUGAUUUACUUGAAACUAUCAGCCAAAUGUGUAGAGGCAAUGGCUCUGCAGGCGGAUACGGAACUGGAAGUGGAUAUACAAUUCCAGCUGAAUCGAAUGCCAUACUGUGAGUGGCACAAUGCCGUGGAUAAGAUCACCGACUUUCGGCUAAUCUUUCCGGCCACAGAACUGGAGCCAAGUAUACCUUGGACACCCAAGAAACAGUGGGCCGAUGCCUGUGAACCCAAAUUGAAUGCCAAACAAAGGGAGGCUGUGAAUGCCAUCACCACGGCCCUGAGCAUUAAGUUGCCGCCAAUCCUGCUGAUAGGACCGUUUGGAACUGGAAAAACCUACACUUUGGCUCAAGCUAUUAAGCAACUUCUGGCGCAACCCGAGGCCAAGAUCCUGAUCUGCACGCACUCAAAUUCAGCCGCUGAUCUGUACAUCAAGGAGUACCUGCAUCCGUGGAUCGAGGAGGGCCUGGAAGAGGCGACACCGCUGAGAGUUUACUACCACAAGAGAUGGUCGGCCACCGUUAACAGUGUGGUGCAGAAGUACUGCAUCACCGAUGGAGUGGGCAACUUCAAGCGACCCACUGUGGAGGAUAUAAUGCGGCACAGGAUUGUCGUGGUUACCCUGAGUAUCAGCAUGGAGUUGGCCACCUUGGGCUUGCCUAAGGGUCUGUUCACCCACAUCUUCCUGGACGAAGCUGCUCAGGCAAUGGAGUGCGAGGCCAUUAUGCCGCUGGCUCUGGCAAAUGAUUCUACGAGGAUCGUCUUGGCCGGAGAUCACAUGCAGAUGAGUCCGGAACUAUUCUCCGCCUUUGCCAAGGAACGCAAACUGCAUAUAUCGCUCUUGGAACGGCUGUACGAUCACUAUCCAUCCAACUUUCCCUGCAAGAUCCUGCUGUGCGAGAAUUAUCGAGCACACGAGGCCAUCAUCCGUUUCACUUCGGAGCUUUUUUACGAACAAAAGCUGGUGGCUUCUGGAAAGCAACCAAGGCACGAGCGCUUUUAUCCUUUGACCUUCUUUACUACCCGAGGAGAGGAUGUCCAGGAUAAAAACUCAACUGCUUUCUAUAAUAAUGCUGAAGUUUAUGAGGUGGUGGAAAGGGUUUCCGAGCUGCGAAAACGUUGGCCAAGUGCUUGGGGUAAACUCAACGAUACCAGCAUUGGCAUCAUGACUCCCUACGCAGAUCAGGUGUUUCGCAUUCGUUCGGAGCUGAGGAAACGCCGCAUGGGUGGAAUAUCCGUGGAACGAGUGCUCAACGUCCAGGGUAAACAGUUCCGAGCGGUGUUCCUCUCCACAGUUCGAACCCGACGCACCUGUAUGCCCCAAGGAAGUGCCCCGGGAGCAGCCGCCUCGGCCACCAUUGGCGAUGCCGACACGGAUUAUGGUUUCUUGAGCAACUCCAAACUGCUAAACACGGCUAUCACACGUGCUCAGUCUUUGGUAGCAGUGGUUGGUGAUCCGGUGGCUCUUUGCUCCAUUGGCCGCUGCCGAAAGGUUUGGGAGCGUUUCAUCGAGAUCUGCGACGAACAUAAGUCUCUAUUCGGCUUGACCUGGUCGAAUCUACGUUCCCAACUGGAUGGCGUGGAGCUAAAACGCGGCUAUGUGUUGAAUCCCCUGGCGCCGGAGUUUGUCCCACGUGCCCUGCAACCGGAGGCGUAUCUGCGGGAGCAGGCUGCUCUCUAUCUUAAUGGACCGCAGCACGGACAUGGUGGCCAUGGGCCACCUGGUCCUCCGGCUCAUUUUGCCAAUGCAGCUGGGAUGCUGGGCCCUGGACCAGCGGCAACUGCCCACCAGAUGAAUCAAAUGGCAGCUGCCAUGGCUGCCAAUCAACAGCUCACCCACAUGUACUCCACCCACAUGGCGGCGAUGAUGGCCGCUGCCGCUGCCGUCGGAGGAAAGUCUGGAAAUGGUCCUGGACCGGGAACCGGCGGAGGUCCCGGUCCUGGCCCAGGACCACCUCCACACUACGGCGGCGGAGGCGGUGGUGGACACAUGGGAAUGCGGGGACCACCACCGCCAGCACCGCAUUUGCGGGGAAUGCCACCCGGUGGACCGCCACCAGCACAGCAGCCAGGCGGAGGUGGUGGCGGCGGAGGACCACCACCACCAUAUGGACAAUAUCCAGCCAUGCAGCACUGGCGACCACCGCAGCAGGGACAGAAUCAAGGUCCCGGACCGGGACAACAGCAGCCACCGCAAAAUCCCAAUGCCAGUCUGUGGGGGCCACCGCCGCAAACGAAUCCGUGGAGUGUGCUGCCGCCAAGUAAGCAGCCGCAGCAGCCUCAGCCACCGCCAGUGAGUGCUCCAGGACGUGGACCAGGACCUUUGCCACCGCCACUCAAUGCAAAUCCUUCGCUGCCCCUGAGAGGUGGUAGUGUGCCGCCACCACCGCCAAAUGCUUCGGCGGCGGCUCAGCUGCUGAGGAACCCCAGCGAACUGGGCUACUUGGCCAAGAAGACGCUCUACAACCAUGGCCAGGCACCGCCGCACCAUCAGCUCUAUGGACCCGGGCCAGGACCACCGCCGCCUCCAUCUCAGCAGCAACAGCAGGCACCGCCGAUGGGAAUGCAGAGGGGCAGCAGUGUGCCCAACGGACCCAUGUCGCCCAUGGAGAACGGACCACCACCGCCACCCUAUCUGCGGCACAACGGAAGUGGCUACAAUCCAGGAGCACCACCACCGCCGCAACAGCAGCCACAACCGCCACCGCCCAAUCCGUUUAUGUAUGCUGGCAAGCAACCCUCUCCGAGCUCAAUGCGAUUUGGUCCUCUGACCCAUGAGCUACUGCCACCCAAUGUGAGCAUCUAUGAAAUGGCUUUUAAUCCGAAGGAAGAGCAGUACAAGUGGUACCUUAAGCUACUCGAGACCGUGGGCCAGGAGGGUGCCAACAAAUUCGCGGAUAUGUUGCGCCAAGUGAUGGCCACUCUGCAGCAACAGCAGCAGCAGCAACAACACAAGCCACCGCAGCAGCAGAUGGUCAACAAUCCGAUGCUCAACAAUCCUCACGUGCAACGGCCACAGUAUCCCAUGAUGUAUCCCCAGGGUCAACAGCAGCAGCAGCAGCAACCGCCACAGCAAUCCGUGGAUGCUUCGCCGCCGCUGGAGAACUUCAACCAACAGAUCGAUCUGGUCUUUAACUCGAUUAUGAAUGGAGCCAAUGAUAUUGCACAGCCCAUACUGCGAGAUGUUCUGGGAAUGGUGGCUGGCGCUGGCAAUGCCCCAGGUCCUCCUUUGACCAACGGCUUGAACGGCGCCGAUCUCCAACAGCAGCAACAACAGCAACAGCAGCAGAGCCGCCUGUUCGCCAUGAUGCAGCAGCAACAGCAACAACAGCAGCAGGCCAAGCCACCUCCAGGACCUGGACCACUGUACCCCAAUCAUCUGGGCGGGCCAGGACCUGGUCUGCAUCAGGCGCCACCUAAUGGCGGUGGGAAUAAUCUGGGCGGCGUCGGAAACACCAACUUUAUGGGGAAUGCCGGCAAUGCUCUGUUGAAUGACAAGCCCUACAACAACCUGAACAUGCACAACAAUGUGGGCGUGAACAGCGCAGGAGUUGGCGGCGUUGGCAUCGGAAUAGGUGCCGGUGGAGUCGGCAACCACAACAAUAACAACAACAGCAACAACAACGGAAUGCUGAGCAAUGGCAACAACUCGGUGCCGCUGUACCGAAGACAGGCGCUGGCCGGCAAUGGGAUUGGAGGCGGAAACGGCGGCUACAACAACAUGCAUGGAAUGGACGCAGGCGCCAAUUUGAUAGAGGCACUCUUUCAGGCCAACAACUCGGUGGUGGAUCACUCGGUGAAGUCAUCGGAUCAUAUGCACGGCCUGCUGUACAACAAUUUUAAUACGCUGAAGGGUGGCGGUCACGAUGUGGAUCUGUUCCAGGCCAUGGCGCCCAGUGUGCCACACUCGGAGGCGGCCAAUCAUCACCAGCAGUCCUCCGGCUCGUCGGCAACCACCUAUGCGGCUGUGCUGAGCCAGGGACCACAGGCGGUGGUUGGCGGAGGCGGUGGCGCAGGACCUCCGUCGGGACAGUCACAGGCGCAGGCGGGCGUAGCAGGACCAGGGGCGGGCGGAAAAGGCGCGCAGCCGGGUGGCGGAAGCGAUCUCCUGGAGAAGGAUCCGUUUGCGGCCAUCCGGGAGUUGGGACAGGCCACGACCGGAUUCUACAACUACUUUCAGUGAGAUGCGGUGACGGCAGCACAUCUCCUGCUGUGGCAUCAAAGGGUCUUAAUCUAAAAACAGAAAAAAAAAACGAAAAACAAAACAACAAAAAAAAACAGAAAAUUAACAACAAAAAAAAAAUUGCAAAAUUCUUAGCUGAACAAAAAAAAAAACGUAAAAAAUGCCCCAGACAAUGGGAAAAACGGAAGAGAAAACGAAAAAGAACUGCUUCUUAAUUAUAGUUGCCCCUAUCCUUAUUUUUUGCUUUCUUUUAAAUUGCAAAUUAUUUAAUUACGGUAGCCUUAAGUUGAACGUGUGAAUUAUUAUAAUUAAUUAAUAAUAUACAUACAUACCUAUUUAGUUAAUGUUUAGUGGUUACUAAAGCUCGCCCAAAUGCCGCAGCAGGGACUGGUUGACGUUCAGCCCUGGCCUCCGACCCCCAGCCCCUUUGUUAGCCUCCUGUUACGCCCCCCGAAAGCCCAAGGACGUCUGAGGCGCCUCCAUUGGCUCGCAGCAUCCAACGGGUUGCUCUGAGCAGCCCCGAAAAGAUAACAUAAAUAUAUGAACGCCUACACAAGAAAACCUUAUCGAUUAGACUCUUGAAAAACAUACAACAUAAAAAAAAGGAACGAAAAAAACUUUACAAAAAAAAAACAAAAAGCAAACAAAUCUAAAACCCACAAAAAAAUGAAAUAAUUAUGUAAUAACUAUAAACUGCAAAAUGCAUAGUUAGCUUUAGAUGUAAGAUUAUUCAAAAAGAUUUUGUAUUGUACAUUUUUUUCUAUUUUUAGUGCGUAGCCUAUAUGCUACGAUUCAGUUCGUUCUCUACAUUUAAUUUCUCAGUUAUAAAUUUCAAUUUUGUACAGGAGUUGACUAUUUAAAACAAAACAAAUAUUAACAAAAACCAUUAAAACUGAAAAUUUGUCACGCACUCAAAUACAUAAAUUAUUAUCCUUAUUAACUGUAACUUCAGAUUAUAUACCUAUUAUAUAUAUUUAAUGGCUAUAAGGGAUAUGAACAUUUUUGUGUACGAAUUAAACUUACCUACAUACGAACAUAUAUAUAUAAUAUGCAUAUAAAUAUUUAAAUUUGUGCACGAGUUAUUUGUUCCUUUGCCCAUUGCCCAAAUUGUCGAUGCGUGUGUAAAUUAUAUUACGAUUGUUGGCCGACCCCAUAUUUGCAGCCAUGGUCCCGAAUCCCCAAAAAAAAACCCAAAAUCCCCACCCCACUCAUCGUUUAGUCCGUUUUGACGACUGGUAAAUGUAAAACAUGCAAGCAAGAAAUAUAAGAAUUUUUCGAUAAGAGUA
Molecule: messenger RNA, 8031 nt
Organism: Drosophila suzukii
Lineage: Eukaryota; Metazoa; Arthropoda; Insecta; Diptera; Drosophilidae
Gene: Helz
Product: Helicase with zinc finger
Biological process (GO): regulatory ncRNA-mediated post-transcriptional gene silencing
Cellular component (GO): cytosol; P granule
Molecular function (GO): protein binding; metal ion binding; helicase activity
Source: RefSeq, a predicted model, not a curated record